AUGUCGGACGAUUCGCGAUCAGACCACGCGCUAUCGGAGACGCUGUCCGCACGAUCUUAUCUGGAGCUAGCGCAAAACCACAUUCAACCCGAAAUAGUCAACUCGCAAAGCCAUGAUACCCCUGACUCGGUCGUUUCGGAGGACCCGAUCGAGCCCGAGGGUAACUCGGGCCCGCGCUUACGAGUCCGCGCGAAACGGCCAUCCCUAAAGGAAGCGAAGGAAGCAAAUGAAUCGGAGAAGCCCGAAACGUCCGAGAUCAGAGACCCGCCCGUGGAGCGCCCGAUGCGUAAACGAGGCCGCCCUAGACUGGAAACUACCAAAGAUGCUGCUGCGAUCGAGGGACGGCGAUUGCAGAUCCGUCGCGCACAGCGUACGUAUCGACAAAAGAAAGAGGCGACUAUCCAGGGGCUCAAAACCCGUGUAGAUGUUCUUGAACAGACUUUGCAGAAUGUUGCAGAUAUUUUAGGUGCCGAACAAGAGACCCACGCUCUUACUACAGUUGGGUCGCAAGGCGACAGCCUCACUCGCGCCAGACAAUUAGUGAUGGCGGAAAUCCACAAGACCCGCUCAAUCUCUGGGGAGCAUUCCCAGCCCGAUCGCAGCUUGGCGAGUCUUCGCGAUAUAUUCGGGUAUCACGUCUCGCGUACUGGAAGAAACACCGAAAACGUCAACACGAAUCAAUAUGACAAGACAAACUCACGAUAUACACGCCCAUAUGCACGAUCACCAUCUCCCCUGCUCAACCGUCUUUUCCCUCCAACAACCAUCUACACCUACAGCCAUCAAGAAUCUAACCUCUCCAGACGCCUCCAGCGCUUCUGUUUGGAACAUACAUACCGCUGGCUAACAGACCCACAUGCCGACCCCAGCCUUAUGAGCCGAAUAUUCGGACUAAUGCCAUGCAUUCAAGACAUGCCGGGAGUACGACGCAGCAUCCGGCGAACCUUGCAAAGCGAGAUUGGCGGUUCGCUCGAAGCCAAUAAAAUGCCGUUCUACUCACUCGGUGGUGCGGGUACACACUAUCCACGCAUUGGAGCGGAUGGUCGGCCAGUUUACCCCGUGAACUUUCGGCGACCUGGCAAGAUCCUUCGACGAUUAAGUCGGAUCUUACGGCGUGGUGGGAUCCAAGACUGGGAUGAAGAUUGGAGUGGGGAUGCGGAGCCGGAUCUGCAAGAUGCGAUCGGGUUAACAGAGAGGGCGAUGAACGAUAAGGAUCGUUUACGUUCACUUGAUCUGGAGGGUGAAUGGUACGAUUGUCACGAUGUGCAAGGAUAUCUGGAAUCCCAUGGGGUUAUGCUAGAUGGCUCGUCACUGUGGCUGGAGGUCCCAGCCACUACAGUCGGUGUUCUAUAUGGGUUCUCGCCGGAAGGAUUGACGUCUCAUUAUUACAUGUCCUCUGAAGGCACCUCGCCAAUUGACAUGAACGGAACUGAAUAUCUAAACCAAUCGACUUAUGUCCUAGACGUUGAAUGCUUCUUUGAUCGUGAGUCAGGCCCUCCGUCCAACUUCCCAAUGAUGCAUACGCUGACCGAGACAGUGCUUCUCGCCAAUUUCCGAAUCCUCGGCCGCGCUCCUGGAUUUAAAUUGUGGAACGUAGAUGCCGCUUUGCGGACGGCUAUCCACAGACGGCCGUUUACCUAA
Molecule: messenger RNA, 1641 nt
Organism: Penicillium atrosanguineum
Lineage: Eukaryota; Fungi; Ascomycota; Eurotiomycetes; Eurotiales; Aspergillaceae
Exons: 2
Coding region: 1-1641 (546 amino acids)
Biological process (GO): regulation of DNA-templated transcription
Molecular function (GO): DNA-binding transcription factor activity
Source: RefSeq, a predicted model, not a curated record